Molecule: messenger RNA, 1674 nt
Organism: Aspergillus chevalieri
Lineage: Eukaryota; Fungi; Ascomycota; Eurotiomycetes; Eurotiales; Aspergillaceae
Product: DUF5102 domain-containing protein
Exons: 4
Coding region: 1-1674 (557 amino acids)
Source: RefSeq, a predicted model, not a curated record
AUGUCAGAGAAUCAACCCAAUUCGCACCUGGAACCCCCUCAAAAGAGCGUGGAGUUGGAAGACCCCGGGGCCCAGGAAUCUGCAUCCAACAGCGACGACGAAGACCACUUUUCAGACGCUAGUGAAGGCAAUCCACGUUCGCACUCUCGAACAACAUCCGGUCACGCUUCUCCUAUUCCCCGGACCCGAGUCGAGAAAGUGGACGAUAACCCCUCCCAUGGAGAAGUUCCCGGAACAGCCGCCUACGAGAAGAGAGAGAAAGACUCAGUUCCAGAUGAGGUCGAAGUAAUCCCCGAAGGUUCACGCAGCAGAAGUCAAUCGACAGCGCAAUCCCCAGCAAACAGGGCCUCAUCAGUUCCCCGGACGGUUGUCGAAAGGGUCGACCCGGAGCGUCCAAGCCAUGGCGAUAUUCCCGGUACAGAUGCGUACGAUAAGCGCAGAGCAGAUGCGGUUCCUGAUCUUGUAACGACGGCCCCGGAGUCAGGUGGUACACUGGAACUCAAUCCCGAGUCCAAGCCCGAUGCUGUCCCUGCUAUUGCGGAGGUGCCCGAGACGGUGGUUUCACAGGUAGAGACUCCGACUGAGGAGGAGCCCGAGUCAAGGCCACACGCACACCGUCGCAGGCCCAGUGAUGCUUUGCCGGAUUCGGUAGAGACUGUGCCAGAUGCCCCAGAUCCACAACCGUUGUCUGCGACUAGUAUCGAGCAAGGAUCAUCAGAUAUAACUGAGAAUGAUCAGCAAAAGAUGGGUGAUGAUGGCGACAUUGGCAACAAUAGCACAACUAUGCCCGGAGCCCUCCCAGAAGAUGAAGAUGACGCUGCCGUGGACGACUUUGAUGACUUUGCAGAGCAACAAGGGGACAUGGGAGAUGAUGAUUUCGGGGACUUCGAUGAUGGUUUCCAAGAGCCUGAGGAGGUUGUUGAAGCUGAGGCCAUGGAUCAAAGCACACUAGCGACGCCUCAACUACCGACUCCUUCAGUCCCAUCACUCAUAGACUUCGACGCCAUCCGAUCCCUUCCCGACCUCCACGCCGCCCUCGAAGCCCCCCUCGACCGUCUCUUCCCCACCUCCAAAAACAUCAGCUCCCUCCCCCCAGUCCAGCCCAUCGAAAACGCCUCCGCCAUCUUCCACACAGACCGCUCCCUCUCCCUCUGGUCCCAGCUCGUCGCCCCGCCCCCUCUCCAGCCCCAGAACUGGGUCAAAUCCCGAAUCCGCCGCCUCUUCCUGGUCUCCCUAGGCGUUCCCGUCGAUCUAGACGAGAUUCUGCCCGCCUCGAAACAAAAGAAACUCAUACUCCCAGGCGAUACAACCACCGCCACAGUCACAUCAACAACAGCCACAACAACCACCCACUCCUCGAUCACAACAGCUACAACAACCCAACAACAACAAACAAAAUCCACCACAUCUUCCUCCCGCCGCGGACCACAACCCCCACCAGACUUCGACCUCUCCUCCGUCGGCCGCCUCUGCUCGACAACCGACGCCGCACUUUCAGGCCUCACAGACCCGGAACUGCAAUCACAUGUCAACGAGUUACACGGCGUUACACAGACGGCGAGCGCGGUGCUGGAGUACUGGCUGAAGCGGUAUGAUGAGCUGGUGAAGGAGAAGGAAGCGUUUGAGGGGGUUAUUGAGAAUUUAGUUAGUCAUGCUAGGAGGGUUAGGAAGUAG